UCACGUCUGUUUUUCACGUCUGUUCUUCAUGUCUGUUCUUCUCAUCUGGAAUAUGAUUGGUUCUGAUGGCAUCAGAGCGAUGAGGCGUCUGGAGGCUGCACGUGCUCAGCGAGAUGUUGCUGAGGCGACCAGAGCGAUCCGGCAACAGGAACUGCACAAGAACCUGAGAAAUCUGAACAACUUCUGCAGUCAGAUCGGUGAUGAUCGGCCAAUCAGCUUCUGCCACUUCAGCCCAGACUCCAAGAUGCUCGCCACUGGCUCCUGGAGCGGCCUGUGGACUGUGGGCUGUCCCAGACUGCAACCUGAUUCGUACACUCAAGAACUUCUGUCUGUGCCUGUCUGUAGUUAUGAUAACUCGUGGCGUCUGUGGGAUCUGGAGGUUCAGGAGGAAAUCCUCCAUCAGGAAGGUCACAGUAAAGGAGUCCAUGACCUUCACUUCCACCCCGAUGGAUCACUGGCUGCUACUGGAGGUCUGGAUGCGUUUGGCAGAGUGUGGGAUCUUCGGACGGGACGCUGCGUUGUUUUCCUCGAAGGUCACCUGAAGGAGAUCUACAGCCUGAACUUCUCCCCCAACGGGUAUCACCUGGCAACAGGAAGUGGUGACAACACCUGUAAGGUGUGGGAGCUGAGGAACAGGAAGUGUCUGUACACAGUCCCCGCCCACCAGAACCUGCUGUCUGCUGUCCGCUUCCAACCCACUGACGGUCACUUCCUGUUGACUGGUGCGUACGACAACACAGCGAAGAUUUGGAGUCACCCCGGUUGGACGCCGCUAAAGACACUUGCUGGACACGAGGGGAAGGUGAUGGGCGUCGACGUGUCACCUGAUGGGAAACUGAUCGCCACCAGCUCUUACGACCGGACCUUCAAACUCUGGCUGUCAGAGUGAUGUCAUGAUUAUGUCAUGUUUUUGUUUUCUGGCAUUUUUUUUUUUUUUUUUUUUAAUAAAAUGAUUAAAAUC
Messenger RNA from Larimichthys crocea (large yellow croaker), 961 nucleotides. RefSeq names its product U4/U6 small nuclear ribonucleoprotein Prp4. The record is from RefSeq and is a predicted model, not a curated record. Gene Ontology annotation, cellular component: U4/U6 x U5 tri-snRNP complex. Gene Ontology annotation, molecular function: U4 snRNA binding; U6 snRNA binding; protein binding. Lineage: Eukaryota; Metazoa; Chordata; Actinopteri; Sciaenidae. The coding region runs from base 29 to 889 and encodes 286 amino acids. Gene Ontology annotation, biological process: mRNA splicing, via spliceosome. The transcript is spliced from 9 exons.